This is a messenger RNA of Petromyzon marinus (sea lamprey), 1329 nucleotides long. RefSeq names its product zinc finger CCHC-type and RNA binding motif containing 1 (gene ZCRB1). Gene Ontology annotation, cellular component: U12-type spliceosomal complex. Gene Ontology annotation, biological process: mRNA splicing, via spliceosome. The record is from RefSeq and is a predicted model, not a curated record. Gene Ontology annotation, molecular function: zinc ion binding; RNA binding. NCBI's taxonomy places the organism in Eukaryota, Metazoa, Chordata, Hyperoartia, Petromyzontiformes, Petromyzontidae.
GUGGCCGACGCACCACCAGCGCGCCCCCUACUGUGCCAACUUGCUGCGCUUUCGACGCCCGGCGCGCUCCGCUCGUUGUUGUGAGCGGCGUCGCUCCUCCCGCCCUCCGUCCUUCACAAACCUCUCGACACCUUCCUCAAAUAACACCGCACCCGAGACACGGGAAUCUGUCGACGUAGCCGGGGUCUGGGUGGUGGUGGUGGUGAUGCGGGACACGCACGUGUACGCACACCGAUGAUAUCUCCCAUCAGUUUAUUAUUCGAAUCGGCCUCAUAUCUGCGAACGGUUUCACUGCUGAGCGCGUGGGACGUCACGUGGGACGCGUUGAACAAUCAUCGGGCGCGUGCGGCGUUGAACGCUGAGGAAGCUUCUGUGAAGAGUUCGUCAUGAGCGGGGGUCUGGCUCCCAGCCGGAGCACGGUCUACGUGUCCAACCUGCCCUUCUCCCUCACCAACAGCGACCUGCACAAGAUCAUGGAAAAGCAUGGCAAGGUUGUUAGGGUGACCGUCGUGCGGGACCGGGAGACGCGCCGCAGCAAGGGCGUGGCCUUCGUGCUCUUCCUGGACCGCGAGUCGGCGCAAAACUGCGUGCGCAAAGUCAACAACAAGGAGCUGUUCGGUCGGACGCUGAAGGCAAGCAUCGCCGUGGACAAUGGCCGCGCGUCGGAGUUCAUCCGCCGCCGCACGUACACGGACAAGUCACGCUGCUUCGAGUGCGGGGAGGAAGGCCACCUCAGCUACAUUUGUCCCAAGAAUGUUCUUGGGGAGAGGGAUCCACCAAAAAAGAAAGAGAAGAAGAAGAAAAAGAAGUUAGAUGCUACACAAGAACAGGAAACGAACGUGUCUGGGAGUGAAGAAGAAGAAGGGGAGGACCCGGCCCUGGACAGCUUGAGCCAAGCCAUCGCUUUCCAGCAUGCGCGUGUGGAGGAGGAGCGGCGCCAUUUCGGUGGCGGUGGCGAUGGCCAGCCCGGGACCUCGGACGCCGACGGCACGCGGCACCGCAUCAAGCAGAGCCACUACUUCAGCGACGAGGAGGAGCUCAGCGAUUGACGCCAAAUGAUCUCUCUCACUGGCAGACGACAGGGCCCCAGCGUCCCUUGUGCGCCGUUCACCAAGGCGGGCGGUAGUGUAGCCUAGAAUACCGCUGAUCUGCAGCGUUGUGCUGGAACCGAUUGGUAGCCCUAUCGUUAACCCCAAACCUCAUUAAUCUCGCUUCACCUCUCCUUUGGUUCUUUCGGUAAAGUCACGUAGAAUGAGAAUAAAAUAAUAAAAUAACACAAUAAAAUUCUCACGACGUUUCGGCCACAACGCAAGCGGCCGUCUUCAGGUG